UAUAUCAAAUUUCACACGUGACUGAAUUUUUCUAAGAAGUACACAAAGUUUUACCAAGAAAUGUUCAACCGGUUGUGGAAUUGUGCACAGGGCAUUAAAUCGCAACAAACAUGCAAUACAUCUGAAUGCUGAGAAGAAAAUACUUGCCUGACGCCAAAGAUUUGCCAGAAAAAAAGCGAAACUCGAGCUGGACAAAGUAUUCGUGUUUUCAAAGAGGCUGAGUCUGUGAACUGAGCUCCUAAAUCUGAAAGUUCACAUACUGGCAAUUGGUCUUGUCUCUUGGUGACUAAACUGAACGCAAAUGAAAUAAACAAACUGGCUCUAAAAACCUAGGUUGGGCACUCGAAUGGCUCUGCCUCCAAUGGCGACAUUACUUCAUGUCUUAGUUGUUAUAAACAUGCUCCAACAAGCCACUUGGUCAGCAAAUAUAUAUGUUUCUAACAGAGCAACGAAAGAUGAGGAUUGUGGUACGAGUGAGGAAGAUCCCUGUCGUACAAUCAACGCUGCUUUGAAGAUUGAGAAAAAAGGUUUGUCUCAGAUAACCAUCAUAUCUACCGGGAGCAAAUACCAAGAUUGUCCGAUACAAGUAAACAAGCCUUUCGCUUUCAAAGGGCUCUACGGAAGUCCGGUCAUAGACUGUGGUGGCAGGGAUGCUUUUGUAUUUAAUUUCGAUGUGGAGAAAGAACAACCAUCUUCAAUAAAACUUGAUGUCUCGAACCUCGAUUUACAAAAUUCGAGAGCAGGGUUCAAGUUCCUGAGUAAAACAAGUGUUGUUAACUUGCGCUUGGAGAAUAUAACAUUCACCAACAACAAAGUCGAUGUGACGUGGAGUGACUCGCCCCUUUGUUUUUUGGUAAUGACAAAUGUACAUACAUUUGGCCGUUCCGGGAAUGCGAUUGAAAUAGAAGGCUGCAACAGAACCACGCUGUCGUUGGUAAACACUAAAAUCCGUGGAAAAUACUUCAAAGUUUUAUCGACCAUAAAAAGUUCCAUUUUAAAAAUAAGUAUGAAUGGAGUCACAUUUGAUAUGAGUAGUCGAGCAACUGAUUCUUCUAAAGGAACCUCAUCUCUCUCCCCGGUGGACAUAGUGACAGCAUUGGAAAAAACUUCGAUAACCAUCACAUCAUCGGCGUUUCUUAAUCACUUUGGACAGAGAAGUGGUAUGAUCAAUAUAACGGGCUUUAAGAAAUCGAAGAAAGGAUACGCUUCGCCGAUAAACAUAUACUUUUCCAACGUAUCAUUUGUGAACAACAAAGCGUUGCGUGGUGUUGGUGGCGCUGCCUCGUUUAAUCUUACAAAUAAACUUACGAAAACGAUCAAGCAUAGUGUCAAAUUUCAAGGGUGUUCUUUCACCGGUAAUGCAGCUUCGAGUGGUGGCGCUGUUUGGUUUUCAGAUUGGGGGAAGAAAUCUGUGCUAUUUCUCGACUGCACCUUCAAGGAUAACAAAGCACAAGACAAAGUUAUGGAGACUGGUAGUGGAGGGGCAUUAUUUGCUCUAGGUGGCAAAUUCGCCAUCACAAAGUGCAAAUUUAUUGGCAAUACGGCUGCAAAAUCUGGAGGAACGUUAUACCUUUCUAACAGAAAUGUGACAUCCAUUCGAGUAACGGAUUCAGCUUUUCAGAAUGCGCCGUUCUUGGAGUAG
Dendronephthya gigantea is the source of this 1642-nucleotide messenger RNA. RefSeq lists its product as uncharacterized. The record is from RefSeq and is a predicted model, not a curated record. The transcript has 3 exons. The coding region runs from base 347 to 1642 and encodes 431 amino acids. NCBI's taxonomy places the organism in Eukaryota, Metazoa, Cnidaria, Anthozoa, Malacalcyonacea, Nephtheidae.